This is a messenger RNA of Candida albicans SC5314, 1563 nucleotides long. It is a transcript of the gene CET1, whose product is annotated as polynucleotide 5'-phosphatase. Lineage: Eukaryota; Fungi; Ascomycota; Pichiomycetes; Serinales; Debaryomycetaceae. The record is from RefSeq and is a predicted model, not a curated record. Gene Ontology annotation, biological process: 7-methylguanosine mRNA capping; polynucleotide 5' dephosphorylation. The transcript has a single exon. Bases 1 to 1563 code for a protein of 520 amino acids. Gene Ontology annotation, cellular component: mRNA capping enzyme complex. Gene Ontology annotation, molecular function: polynucleotide 5'-phosphatase activity.
AUGAAUGUUGGAUCUAUUUUAAAUGACGACCCACCAUCAAGUGGGAAUGCGAAUGGGAAUGAUGAUAAUACCAAGAUUAUUAAAUCCCCUACUGCAUACCAUAAACCUUCUGUUCAUGAACGUCAUUCAAUAACGAGCAUGUUGAAUGACACUCCGUCAGAUUCAACUCCAACUAAAAAACCAGAACCGACUAUAAGUCCAGAGUUUAGAAAACCCAGCAUAAGUCUGUUAACUUCUCCAAGUGUUGCACAUAAACCUCCGCCACUACCACCGUCACUGAGUCUGGUUGGAAGUAGUGAGCAUUCGAGUGCAAGAUCGUCCCCGGCUAUCACGAAGAGAAACUCGAUUGCAAACAUUAUCGAUGCUUAUGAAGAACCAGCUACUAAAACUGAAAAAAAGGCUGAGCUAAACUCACCAAAGAUAAACCAACUGACACCGGUGCCAAAGCUUGAGGAACACGAGAAUGAUACAAACAAAGUAGAAAAGGUUGUGGAUAGUGCACCUGAACCAAAACCAAAAAAGGAGCCUCAACCAGUUUUUGACGACCAAGACGAUGACUUGACAAAAAUCAAAAAGCUCAAGCAAUCUAAGAAACCACGUCGGUAUGAAACACCUCCAAUUUGGGCCCAGAGGUGGGUUCCCCCAAAUAGACAGAAGGAGGAAACUAAUGUUGAUGACGGGAAUGAAGCCAUAACUAGACUUUCUGAAAAACCGGUAUUUGAUUAUACCACUACCAGAAGUGUUGAUUUGGAGUGUAGUAUUACUGGUAUGAUACCCCCAAGUUCAAUCACGAGAAAAAUAGCUGAAUGGGUGUAUGCCAAUUUUUCCAAUGUUGAAGAAAAAAGUAAAAGGAAUGUUGAAUUGGAGUUGAAAUUUGGGAAAAUUAUUGACAAAAGAAGUGGUAAUAGAAUUGACUUGAAUGUGGUGACAGAAUGUAUUUUCACUGAUCAUUCUAGUGUGUUUUUUGACAUGCAAGUGGAAGAGGUGGCCUGGAAAGAAAUAACAAAAUUCUUGGAUGAAUUGGAAAAAAGUUUCCAAGAAGGGAAAAAGGGAAGAAAAUUUAAAACUCUUGAAUCUGAUAAUACUGACAGUUUCUAUCAAUUGGGGAGAAAAGGUGAGCACCCUAAGCGGAUUCGUGUAACCAAAGACAACUUACUAUCGCCACCGAGAUUGGUUGCCAUACAGAAGGAACGUGUGGCAGAUUUAUAUAUUCACAAUCCGGGCUCCUUAUUUGAUUUGAGGUUAUCUAUGUCAUUGGAAAUACCAGUGCCACAGGGGAACAUUGAGUCGAUUAUUACCAAGAAUAAGCCAGAGAUGGUCAGGGAGAAGAAGAGAAUUUCUUAUACACAUCCACCUACCAUUACCAAAUUUGACUUGACUAGGGUCAUUGGUAAUAAAACAGAAGAUAAAUAUGAGGUAGAGUUGGAGGCGGGUGUUAUGGAAAUAUUUGCUGCUAUUGAUAAAAUCCAGAAAGGGGUAGAUAAUCUUAGAUUGGAGGAAUUAAUUGAAGUUUUUUUGAACAAUGCAAGAACUCUCAAUAAUAGAUUGAACAAGAUUUGCUAG